AUGUCGAAGCGAGGACGUGGUGGGUCCUCUGGUGCGAAAUUCCGGAUUUCCUUGGGUCUUCCGGUUGGAGCCGUGAUCAACUGCGGUGACAACACAGGAGCCAAACAUCUGUAUAUCAUCUCUGUGAAGGGAGUCAAGGGACGACUGAAUAGACUUCCUGCUGCUGGUGUGGGUGACAUGGUGAUGGCCACCGUCAAGAAAGGCAAACCAGAGCUCAGAAAGAAGGUACAUCCAGCAGUGGUAAUUCAACAACGAAAUUCAUACCGGAGAAAAGAUGGUGUGUUUCUUUAUUUUGAAGAUAACGCAGGGGUCAUAGUAAACAGUAAAGGCGAGAUGAAAGGUUCUGCUAUCACAAGACCAGUUGCAAAGGAAUGUGCAGACUUGUGGCCCAGGAUUGCAUCCAAUGCUGGCAGCAUUGCAUGAUUCUUCGGUGUAUUUGUAAAAGAAAAAAAAAAUAAUAAAAAUUAUUUGCUCCAAAGGAAAAAAAAAAAA
This is a messenger RNA of Balaenoptera acutorostrata (minke whale), 492 nucleotides long. RefSeq names its product 60S ribosomal protein L23-like. Gene Ontology annotation, cellular component: ribosome; cytosolic large ribosomal subunit. Bases 1 to 423 code for a protein of 140 amino acids. The transcript has a single exon. The record is from RefSeq and is a predicted model, not a curated record. Gene Ontology annotation, biological process: translation. Lineage: Eukaryota; Metazoa; Chordata; Mammalia; Artiodactyla; Balaenopteridae. Gene Ontology annotation, molecular function: structural constituent of ribosome; large ribosomal subunit rRNA binding.